CCUCCUUCGCUAAACCCUCGCACAUAACUCGCCCUUUCGCUCGCGAUAGUCAGCAAGUCAGGUUAGCGAUCGGCCGCCGCUAAGGAAAGCUCCGUGGUCUAUCAAGCUGUGGUUGCUCCCUAGACCACUUGCGCAGCCUAACGAUUCCUUUAGGUUCUAAUGGCGUAUUUGAUUAAAUAUCUAAAAGAUCUAUCUCCAUUGUUAAAGAUCUGAGGGUACUUUAAGGGUUAACUCAUUCUGAAGCUAGGGAUCAAGCUGAUUACCACGUUUGAUUGGAGGAGCUUUAUAAUUUUUUCUUGUGUGGUGUGAUCUCAGAGACUGUACCAGUCAACCCGAAACCAUUCUUGAACAAUCUGACAGGGAAGCCUGUGAUUGUUAAGCUCAAGUGGGGAAUGGAAUACAAAGGCUUUCUUGUUUCAGUUGAUUCCUACAUGAACUUGCAGCUUGCAAACACUGAAGAAUUUAUUGAUGGCCAGUUUUCAGGAAAUCUCGGGGAAAUACUGAUAAGGUGCAACAAUGUGCUGUAUCUUCGAGGUGUGCCAGAAGACGAAGAAAUUGAAGACGCUGAGUAAGAUUGCGCUGUCUGUUUCUUCGCCAAAUUUAUACAUCUUAUGAAUUGGGCAUUUUGAAUAGAAUCAUUAUUAUUAUUGUGCUGCUAUGAUUGUCAACUAUGUACUCUCAACAGUGAGUGGUCUUUGGGCCCUUCGUUUUACUGCUUGAAUUCUUCUUUUUCUACCA
Messenger RNA from Dendrobium catenatum, 738 nucleotides. RefSeq names its product probable small nuclear ribonucleoprotein F. The transcript is spliced from 6 exons. The record is from RefSeq and is a predicted model, not a curated record. Gene Ontology annotation, cellular component: U1 snRNP; catalytic step 2 spliceosome. Gene Ontology annotation, biological process: mRNA splicing, via spliceosome; spliceosomal snRNP assembly. Bases 393 to 572 code for a protein of 59 amino acids. Gene Ontology annotation, molecular function: RNA binding. NCBI's taxonomy places the organism in Eukaryota, Viridiplantae, Streptophyta, Magnoliopsida, Asparagales, Orchidaceae.